AAACAUUCCACGUGCAGGAGAAGGAGCAGGGGGGCUCCUCUGUUUAUUCCCAGUGAUCAGUCAUGAUGGCACUCACUACCCAAGAAGAAACUGGACCCUUUAUUUAAUACGCCACCUGUCCUGGGGCCAAGAACUGCAAGCCUGUGCCACCUUGGAGUACCUGGCUGUCUUUCGUGAAUGAUGUCAGAGGUAUAAGGACACGUAAGAACAGAUCCAGCAGCAAGGAAAGGGGGUGUGUGAAGGGAAGCCUGGAGAAUGAGGAAUGAACCAUGAGGAACAUUGUAUAGGAAGAGUCCUGACAGCUCAGAUCUGCAGGUCCUGAAGACAUGACUUCUGGUUUACCAAGACGGUCUGGAUAGGAGAUCAGAUCAUGUGAGUCCCCAGACAGGAGCUCCACAUCAUGAUCAGGCGAGAUGGGUAUGAAGGGAGACAGGUGGAGCCACUGAUCUGCACCAGCAUUGCCCUUUGCAUCUUCUUGCUCUGGACCACAGAGGUCUCUGCCCUGGCCGACUUCUCAGGGUAUUUGACAAAACUUCUGCAGAAUCACACUGUAUUUGCCUGUGACGGAGAACAUCUGACGCUUCAGUGUCCUCGCCAUUCCACCGUCAGCAUCCAGUCAGCAUUCUAUGGGCAUUCAUCACAGAGCCCUCCAAUGUGUGCCUCAUCUCUAGAAAACAUGCCCAGCCUUCAUCACCCAUGCCUGGCACAAACUGCACUACAGAAAGUCCUGGACGAGUGCCAAAAUCUGAGAUCCUGCCAGCUCCCUGUGAAUAGUCGUGUUUUUGGGAUAGACCCGUGCCCAGGCAUAACCAAGUAUCUUGUGGUGUCAUACAAAUGCAAACCUACUGAAUACAAAUCGACAUCUGUUUGCGAAAACCAUGAGCUGAAGCUUCAUUGCAAAGAGCCCAAGUUACUCAAUAUCUACUCUGCUGUCUAUGGCAGCCUCACCAAUGAAAAGAACCCUUGUGCCAAUGAGUUGGACCGAGGGACCCCAUAUGACUGUGUGUCCUACUCUGCCCUGAACAUGCUGGCACAGAGGUGUUAUGGGAAACAGAGAUGCAGAAUGGUGGUCCAUGAUAAACAUUUCGGAAGUCCCUGUCUGCCUGGAGUCGUGAAAUAUCUUACUGUAAAUUAUACUUGUGUUCCAAAAAUCAUACUGAAAGAGGUUGACCCCAAGGUUUCUUAUAUAAUGCCCCCUACGAAGCUGAACGAUGGUAAAUACGAUAUUAAACCUGACCUUUCAGAAUCUCGGCUUCCCAGCAAAGAUGGACUGUUCUUCAGUGACCUUCUAGCAGCGUAUUCUUAUGUAAGAGAUCAUCCAGAGAGAGCGGCCUUGUUUUUUGUAUGCAGUCUUUGCAUCGGACUGUUCAUCACACUUUUCGCAUUAGUGAUCCACAUAUCCUGGAGAAAGGACUGUCAUAAAUUCCAAAAAGUGAACGGACAAAUUGUGCAAAGAGUAAACUGUGAAGAGACAGACGGAGGCAGCACUGAGGAUGAGGAAGGAGAAGACGAGGCUUCAACUAAGUCUCACUUUUCCCACGAGUUCCGUGAGUUAUGCAAAUCGUCCCGUCCUGUCCAUUGCACAGAAGACGCUGCAGACCUCGCGGAACGUAUAGAACGCAGAGAACAAAUAAUUCAUGAAAUCUGGUUGAACAGUGGAUUGGACAUCCCCCCUAGUCAAUUUACAAUCCCAUUUUUUUAAUGAGUUUCUGUAUGAGACGUAGGGGUGGGGGAACUGUUGUACCCCAGAAGCUGUGGGCCUAUACUCCUCUGACAGUAUACUCUGCCACAGUCAUUGGUGAGACACUUUUUACCAAAAUCUGGUCAUACUCUUCUGUGAAGGGAAAUGUAUUUUAAAUUUUAUUAAGAAGGAAAGAGCAGAAUUAUAAUUUUUAUCUAUGGAUACAUGUGACUUAAGAGUUUGUUUAUAUUUUUCUACGGAUUUAUAUUUAUCAAUGUAAAAUUAUACAGAGGUAUAAGGGGGAAGGAAAGAACUUAAUUCUGUAAAGAUAGAACACUUUAUGUUUUCUUUUUUACUUUUUAACUACAUAGGCGGCAUCUCCUAAUGGGGAAUUUUGCCCUGCUAACCAUGCUACCCUUAAAGUGGCUCCGUCAUGUCUUCUCUCUGAGAGCAGCAUCAAUACUGAACACAGAGAUAUAUAGAUUCUAUGAAGAUGCAUAUUCUGUCCGGACUGCCAAGCCUAAGAGUCCUGCCUCCCCCACCUCAUUAUAGAGAAAGCAUUUGAGUCUUAAUUUACCCAACCAAUGUAUAGAGAGAGCCUGUGAGUCCUGCUUCCUCCAACCACGUAUAAAGAAAGUCUAUGAGCCCUACUCCUUCUACCAACGUAUAGAGAAUGCCUGUUGGUCCUGAAUCCCCAAACUCAUAGAGAAAGCCUGUGAGUCCUGAAUUCCCAAACUCAUAGCGAAAGUCUGAGAGUCCUGAUUUUACCUCACACUCAUAGAAAAAGCCUGUGAGUCCUGCUUCCUCCAACCAAGUAUAGAGAAAGUCUAUGAGCCCUACUCCUUCUAUCUAUGUAUAGAGAAAGCAUGUGAGUCCUGAAUCCCAAAACUCAUAGAGAAAGCCUGUGAGUCUGGAUUCCACCUCACACUCAUAGAAAAAGCCUGUGAGUCCUGAUUCCACCUCACACUCAUAGAAAAAGACUUUGAGUCCUGCUUCUCAAGCCCACUCAUAGAGAAAGCCUGUGAGUCCUGUUUCCUUCACCCAUUCAUAGAAAAACCCUGUGAGUCCUGCUUCUCAAGCCCUCUUAUGGAGAAAGCCUGUGAGUCCUGCUUCUCAAGCCCACUUAUGGAGAAAGCCUGUGAGUCCUGCUUCUUGAGCCCACUCAUAGAGAAAGCCUGUGAGUCCUGUUUCCUUCACCCACUCAUAGAAAAUGCUUGUGAGUCCUGCUUCUCGAGCCCUCUUAUGGAGAAAUCCUGAGAGUCCUGUUUCCUUCACCCACUCAUAGAAAAAGCCUGUGAGUCCUGUUACCUCCUCCCACUUCAAAAACAAGACUGUGACUCUGUGAGUUUCCUUCAACUAUGCAUAAAGAAAGCUUGUGAGUCCUGCUAUGAGUGGGCGGGAGAAACAGGACUCUCAGGCUUGCUCUAUUUCUCUAUAGGUGGGUGGGAAAAGCAGGACUCACAGGCUUUCUCUAUGAGUGGGCAGGAGAAACAGGACUCACAGGCUUUCUCUAUGAGCAGUGAGGAGGAGCAGGACUCACAGGCUGGCAGUAUUUAUAUAACUUUUUAUAUAAAAAUACUGAAUCAAAUUAGAGAAAAUAAUGUAUCCAUGAGUUUAGCAUCUCCUCCUCCAUCAUAUACAGAAUUUUCUUGAUCCCCAAUACAAUUAAACUGCUUUUUUUUUCUUCUAAAUUUGCCAUAAAAAAUAAAAAUGUAUGAGGGUAUUCAGGGCACUCACUUUAUACUGUAAGUCAUCCCACAAUCUGGUAUAAUGAACUCCGGCAUACUUACCAUGUUAAUUCCAUAUCUCAAGAUUUUUACACAUUGAGUUUCAAACAGAAAAAUGCAGAUUUAAUUGCGGAUUUGAUGCAGAUUCAGUCAUUUAUUGUUCACAGGGAAGAAUCUGCACAGAAUCUGUAUCGAGCUUUGACAGUCUUGAAGCGAAUUUCAAAUCCCCAUGGGAAAAAUUUGUGUAGAAAAAAAAUGUGUGCGCAUGGUUGAGGAUUUUCCAUUGAAAUCAUUUUUACUCAGAUUUUCCAUGAACCUUAAAGGGCUACAAACUGUUCCGAACGCUGGAGACGGUGCCGGGAGCUCGUGACGUCAUAGCCCCGCCCCCUCAU
This is a messenger RNA of Hyla sarda, 3800 nucleotides long. It is a transcript of the gene EVA1C, whose product is annotated as eva-1 homolog C. Gene Ontology annotation, molecular function: heparin binding; carbohydrate binding. The transcript has 8 exons. NCBI's taxonomy places the organism in Eukaryota, Metazoa, Chordata, Amphibia, Anura, Hylidae. The coding region runs from base 401 to 1702 and encodes 433 amino acids. Gene Ontology annotation, cellular component: extracellular region. The record is from RefSeq and is a predicted model, not a curated record.